GCUCUCUCAGCGAGAGAGAGAUCGAUCAGCACAGUGUCGGGAUUACUGGGGAAAACUCGAGCCCAGGUUACAGAAUAGAGUCUAAUGUUGAUGUGGAGUAAAGUUAAGUAGAAUUAGUGAUCAGUGUCAUUAGACAUGGAGUUGAAUAGACGCUUGAGACUCACCUGAUGAUUAGUGGGCAUUUGUAAUCUAAAAAUGAUUUCGUUUCCUGUUUGGAAAGGAAGGAGUGCAGCUGAAAGAGUGUUUCAUACGGAGUGUAGUAGCUGAGAGAGUGAUAGAAGAGGUAGGAAAGGAAGAGGAGAGAAGAGAAGGAGAUUUAAUUUUGCUUGCUGUCUCCAUGGAAUUGUUUUCCUUGAUGUCAUCUAACACAUAAAUAAGUGUACUUUGGUUGGUCAGAGAAACAGGCAGGGCCUCAGUCCUCGGUGUAGAGUUGAACCCUGAUCCGGGAAUCAAACUCCUGUGUGUUUGUGUUUGAGGAGAACCCUGGCCAUGGGCGACAACAGAGAUUCUCGCAGUCCGGACAGCUCAUCUGUGUCGUCACCACCGUCAGGGAAACAAUCACCUACACUGGUUCCCUCAGCAGCUGCCAUGACCUCACUGCCACCAGUUACUUCGGCAGUCAGCAGUCCGAUUAGCAGCAUGGGAUCACCCUUUUCUGUUAUCAGCUCUUCUCUAGGUUCCCCAUGCCUUCCUGGGACACCAUCAGUGGGCUACGGCCCCAUUAGCAGUCCCCAGAUCAACUCCACUGUGUCCAUGUCCGGUCUGCAUGCCGUUAGCAGUUCAGACGAUGUAAAGCCGCCGUUUGGCCUGAAGCCACUUUUAGGCCACACCCCUGGACCCACACUGUCCCAGAAACGACUCUGUGCGAUUUGUGGCGAUCGCUCCUCUGGUAAGCACUAUGGUGUAUACAGUUGUGAGGGAUGUAAAGGCUUUUUUAAGCGCACUGUUAGAAAAGACCUGAGUUACACAUGCAGAGAUAACAAGGACUGUAUGGUGGACAAGCGCCAGAGGAACCGCUGCCAGUACUGCCGCUACCAGAAAUGCCUCGCUAUGGGCAUGAAAAGAGAAGCUGUUCAGGAGGAGCGUCAGCGGAACAAGGAACGAGACGGAGAAGUGGAGUCCACGAGUGCAGUGAAUGAAGAAAUGCCAGUGGAGAAGAUUCUGGAAGCGGAGAUGGCUGUGGAGCAGAAGAUAGAGCUGCAUUCUGAUGGAAGUUCAGGCACCAGCUCUGAAAAUGAUCCUGUCACGAACAUCUGCCAGGCAGCUGAUAAACAGCUCUUCACUCUGGUGGAGUGGGCCAAGAGAAUCCCACACUUUUCAGAACUGGCUCUCGAUGAUCAGGUCAUCCUUCUACGUGCUGGUUGGAAUGAGCUGCUGAUUGCCUCAUUCUCUCAUCGCUCCAUCACCGUCAAGGAUGGCAUUUUGCUGGCCACUGGACUCCACGUCCACAGAAACAGUGCACAUAGUGCAGGAGUGGGAGCCAUCUUUGAUAGGGAGAGUGCGCACAAUGCAGAGGUUGGGGCCAUAUUUGACAGGGUGCUGACUGAACUAGUGAGUAAGAUGAGGGAUAUGCAGAUGGAUAAGACUGAGCUGGGGUGUCUAAGAGCCAUCAUCCUUUUCAACCCAGACGCAAAAGGACUUUCAAACCCAAGUGAAGUGGAGUUACUGAGAGAGAAAGUGUAUGCUGCCCUAGAAGCUUAUUGUAAACAGAGAUAUCCUGAGCAGCAGGGCAGGUUUGCCAAGCUCCUCCUCCGACUGCCAGCAUUGCGCUCCAUUGGUUUAAAAUGUCUGGAACACCUGUUCUUCUUCAAGCUGAUUGGUGAUACCCCAAUUGACACCUUCCUCAUGGAGAUGCUGGAGGCUCCCCAUCAACUGACCUAAUCUGGACCACUUUUUUACCUAGUUGUAUCUGGUUUGCACCAGGGUGUACCGGUAGCCUGGACAUUGGGGCUUCACUGUGUCUGUUCAGUUCUCCUGCUUAUACCUUCCUGUAUUCUCUCCUUUUUUUUUCCUGCCACGUCAUCUCUUAUGCUAGCAUUGCACCAAAAAGACACUUAAUCUCUCAGAAAACAAAGAGUGGGAAUUUUACAUUGUUGAGAGAUAUUCGUAUUUUGAAAAUAAGGCUUUUCAAGGUUGUUUUCAGUUUUACACUUCCAUUUUUAGAGCCUUUGUAUUGACAACAGUGCUCAGCAUUGUUUGUUUUUAUCUGCGACAAAAAAUGUAUGCAGCUGGUACGUUUCUUUUCUCACUACAGCUCAAAAAGCUAACAAACCCAAUACUCGGCUCUCAUGACCAGGACAUGAAAUUUUUUCCCUCGUUGUAACCCUAAAAUCUGCCUGGUGAAGAAGCCAGUUCACUUGAAUGGAAAAGGAAGUGGUAUGCAGGGGGAAAGGAAUUUGCUUCCUGUAUCAAAUUUUUUAAUUUCUCCUUAUCUAUCUUUUCUGAGUUUGCUUUUUGUGCUGAGUUCAUGUCGAUGAACUUUAACCCCAUGAAUCUGCAAAUCAUGGAAUAGAAUCAUAGGCCAAUAGAAAAGUAGAGCAUGGUGCUAGAGUCCUGUCCUUCUAGAAGACUCGACAUGGAGGACCUGCUUAUUAUUACAGUUUCCCACUGCAGCUGAAGAGCUGUAACAAACCAUCCAUCUAUCUACACACACACACAGUGCCUUGCAAAAGUAUUCACCCCCUUGGCUUUUUACCUGUUUUGUUACAUUACAACCUGUAAUUUAGAUUUUUUUUUUUAAUCUGAAUUUUAUGUAAUGGAUCUGCACAAAAUAAUCUAAGUUGGUGAAGUGAAAUGACAAAAAGAAAUAUAUAUAUAUAUAUAUAUAAUAUAAAAUAACUGAAAAUUGAUAUGUGCAUAUGUAUUCACUCCCUUUGCUGUGAAGCCCCUAAAAAGUUCUAGUGCAACCAAUUACCUUCAGAAGUCACAUAAUUAGUGAAAUAAAGUCCACCUGUGUGCAGUCUAAGUGUCACAUGAUCUGUCAGUGUAUAUAUACACACCUUUUCUCAAAGGCACCAGAGGCUGCAACACCACUAAGCAAGAGGUACCACUAACCAAACAACACUUUGAAGACUAAGGAGCUCUCCAAACAAGUCAGGUUCAAAGUUGUUGAAAAGUACAAGUCAGGGUUGGGUUAUAAAAAAAUAUCCAAAUCUUUGAUGAGCCCGCCCCCCCUCCCGGAGCACCAUCAAAUCCAUCCAUUAUCCGUAACCACUUAUCCUGUUCUACAGGGUUGCAGGGAAGCUGGAGCCUAUCCCAGCUGACUAUGGGCAAGAGGCGGGGUACACCCUGGACAAGUCGCCAGGUUAUCACAGGGCUGACACAGAGACGAACAACUAUUCACACUCAUUCACACCAAUUUAGAGCCACCAAUUAACCUAACCUGCAUGUCUUUGGACUGUUGGGGAAAUCAGAGCACCCGGAGGAAACCCACACAGACACGAGGAGAACAUGCAAACUCCACACAGAAAGGCUGGCCUCUGGACUCAAACCCAGGACCUUCUUGCUGUGAGGUGACAGUGCUAACCACUGCACCACCGUGCUGACACACCAUUAAAUCCAUCAUCAUCAAAUGGAAAGAACAUGGUACCACAACAAACCUGCCAAGAGAAGCCCGCCCACCACAACUCACGGACUAGGCAAGGAGGGCAGAGGCAGCACAGAGACCAAAGGUAACCCUGAAGGAGCUGCAGAGUUCCACAGCAGAGACUGGAGUAUUUGUCCAUAGGACCACAAUAAGCGGUACACUCCACAGAGCUGGGCUUUAUGGAAGAGUGGCCAGAAAAAAGCCAUUGCUUAAGAAAACAAGUUUGGAGUUUGCUCAACAGCAUGUGGCAGACUCCCCAAACACAUGGAAGAAGAUUCUCUGGUCAAAUGAAACUAAAAUUGAUCUUUUUGGCCAUCAUGGGAAAUGCCAUGUGUGGCAUAAACUCAACACCCUGAGAACACCAUUCCUCCCGUGAAGCAUGGUGGUGGCAACAUCAUGAUGUGGGGAUAUUUUUCAUCUGUAGGGACAGGAAAGCUGGUCAGGACUGGAGGAAAGAUGGAUGGCACUAAAUACAGGGCAAUUCUGGAGGAAAACCUGUUUGUCAGCCAGAGGUUUGAGACUGGGACGAAGGUUCAGGUUCCAGCAGGACAAUGACCCUAAACAUACUGCUAAAGCUACACUGGAGUGGUUUAAAGGGAAACAUUUAAAUGUGUUGGAAUGGCCUAGUCAAAGCCCAGACCUCAAUCCAAUUGAGAAUCUGAGGUCAGACUUGAAGAUUGCUGUUCACCAGCGGAACCCAUCCAACUUGAAGUAGCUGGAGCAGUUUUGCCUUGAGGAAUGGGCAAAAAUCCCAGUGGCUAGAUGUGGCAAGCUCAUGGACGCUUAUCCAAAGCGACUUACAGCUAUAAUUGCUGCAAUAGGUGGCUCUACAAAGUACUGGCAUUGGGGUGUGUGAAUAGUUAUGCACGUUGAAUUUUCUGUUAUUUUGUCCUAUUUGUUGUUCACUUCAAAAAAAAAAAAUUCACAUCUUCAUAGUUGUAGGCAUGUUCUGCAAAUGAAAUGAUGCAAACCCUCAAACAAUCCGUUUUAAUUCCAGGUUGUGAGGCAACAAAACCCAAAAAAUGCCAAGGUGGUGAAUACUUUUGCAAGGUGUGUGUGUGUGUGUAUUGCAUUGCAAGGGGUGUGUGUGUGUGUGUGUGUAUAUAUAUAUAUAUAUAUAUAUAUAUAUA
Molecule: messenger RNA, 4716 nt
Organism: Neoarius graeffei (lesser salmon catfish)
Lineage: Eukaryota; Metazoa; Chordata; Actinopteri; Siluriformes; Ariidae
Gene: rxrba
Product: retinoid x receptor, beta a
Exons: 13
Coding region: 490-1881 (463 amino acids)
Biological process (GO): anatomical structure development; positive regulation of transcription by RNA polymerase II; retinoic acid receptor signaling pathway
Cellular component (GO): nucleus; RNA polymerase II transcription regulator complex
Molecular function (GO): retinoic acid-responsive element binding; nuclear receptor activity; zinc ion binding
Source: RefSeq, a predicted model, not a curated record